AUGGAAGGUAGAUUGAACCUUUUGGAGACGCAGAAUAGUGGUAAACACCCUUCUCAACCUAUUAAUCCUAGAGAAACUAUUAAUGCUGUGACAUUGAGAAGUGGUACACGAACUGUGCAACCAGAAGCUGUUGUGAAAAGCAAAAACCCCAAGGGGACGGUUUUGGAGAAAGAGACUACUGACUCUUCCCAAACCAAUGAGGUACCUAAAACAAACUCUAAACCUCUUGUUUCAACUUAUGUUCCUCCUUUAGCGUUUCCUGGAAGGUUCUCUAACAAAAAUAUGGAACAAGACAAAGGGAUUUUAGAUGUACUCAAAAAGAUUCAUGUGAAUAUCCCGCUGAUAGAUGCAAUUAGGCAGGUUCCUAAGUACGCAAGAGUUUUGAAAGACCUACGCACCAAGAAGAAACGACUAACCGAUAAUGAGGUGAUGAAUGUGGGGAAGAACGUUUCUGCUAUCCUCCAAAAGAAACUCCUACAUAAAUGCAAGGAUCCCAGUAGUUUCAAUAUACCUGUUGGGAUUAAUAAUAAAAGAGGUAUUAUUGAAGAUGUGCUUGUGAAGGUGAAUCAACUCGUAUUUCUAGCUUAUUUCGUUGUAUUGGAAAUGGAUAGCGGGUUGGAUGCAUCUAUACCGCCUUUAUUGGGGAGGCCUUUCAUGAAAACGACCAAAACCGUUAUUGAUGUUGACAAAGGAACUUUGAAUAUGGAAUUUGAUGAUGAAAAGAUUCGCUUCGAUAUUUUUGGAGCAAUGCGGUGUCCUAGCGAUGUUCAUUCGGAUGUUCAUGCUAAUGUCGUAGAUGCAGGCUAA
Messenger RNA from Papaver somniferum (opium poppy), 807 nucleotides. RefSeq lists its product as uncharacterized. Lineage: Eukaryota; Viridiplantae; Streptophyta; Magnoliopsida; Ranunculales; Papaveraceae. The coding region runs from base 1 to 807 and encodes 268 amino acids. The transcript is spliced from 2 exons. The record is from RefSeq and is a predicted model, not a curated record.